CUGGUUGCUUCCUUAGACCCUUUGUUUGUUGUCGCCGAAUUAAAUGGGGACUUUUUCCAGUUUGAUCAGUUGUUCCUGAUUCUUCAGCUGGUCAAAUUUCUAGGUUUAGGAAUCCUUUCAAGUUUGGAUCGAUCGACUGAGCGAGAGGAGUAAUGGGGCAGAUUGGCGGUGGAUCCAUGGAAUCGUCGAGCGUAGAUUUGGUGCUUGCGAUUCUGGGCAUCAAGGGAAUGGCUUCCGCGACUAUUCCCCCGUAUCUGUUCCUCCUCGGUCUGGCGCUGAUCUUUGCGUCUGCGGCGCUGUUCUUGUGGAGACGAGCUGAUUCGUCGAAGCGGGAGAGUGAGCCAGUCAAAGUGGUGAAGCCGGUUGUGGAGAUUGAGGAGGAGGGCGAUGAGCUUGACGGAUUUAGCAACAAGGUUACUGUUUUCUUUGGGACGCAAACCGGGACGGCUGAAGGAUUUGCAAAGGCUUUGGCAGAAGAAGCCAAAUCUCGCUAUGAGAAGGUUUUGUUCAAAAUCGUGGAUUUGGACAAUUACGCAGCGGAUGAUGAGACAUAUCAACUGAAGCUGAAAAAGGAGAAUUUUGCCAUUUUUAUGCUUGCAACAUACGGUGAUGGAGAACCCACUGAUAAUGCAGCAAGGUUCUACAAAUUUCUCACAGAGGGAGGUGAGGAAAGAGGAUCAUGGCUCUCGGAGAUGACUUAUGGCAUCUUUGGUCUUGGUAACCGUCAAUACGAGCAUUUCAACAAGGUUGCCAUGGUUGUCGAUGAAGAACUCGAGAAGCAAGGCGCUAAGAGAUUAGUUCCUUGUGGAGCGGGUGACGAUGAUCAAUGCAUUGAAGAUGAUUUUACUGCCUGGCGUGAGCAGCUGUGGCCAGAGCUUGAUACUCUACUGCGGAACGAGGACGAUGUUGUCCUGGCUUCAACUCCUUACACGGCUGCUGUGAGCGAAUACAGAGUUGUUUUUCAUGAAAAUCCAGUUAAACUUCUUGAGGGGAGCUUCUCGGCAACGAUGGAAAAUGGUGGUUCUGUUGUCGUUGACAUGAACCAUCCUUGUCGGGCGAUCGUUGCUGUUCAAAGAGAGCUACACACUCCGUUGUCCGAUCGUUCUUGUACUCAUCUGGAGUUCGACGUUGCGGGCACAGGCCUCAGUUAUGAGACAGGAGAUCAUGUUGGAGUUUAUGCGGAGAACUGUCACGAUGUUGUAGAAGAAGCUGCACAGCUUUUGGGCCAUUCCCUUGAUACGGUUUUUUCUUUACACAUUGAAUCGGAAGAUGGAUCUUCUUUGGCCGGAAAUCUUCUGCCACCGUUUCCAACUCCGUGCACUUUGAGAACGGCCUUGGCUCGUUAUGCAGAUCUGCAAACACCUCCUCGCAAAGCUGUGCUUGGUGUGCUUGCCGCUUAUGCAUCUGAUCCUGCCCAAGCAGAACGUCUGAAGCAUCUUGCUUCACCUCAAGGAAAGGAUGAGUAUUCCCAAUACAUUGCAACUUCUCAAAGAACUCUUUUAGAAGUGAUGGAAGACUUCCCGUCCGUUAAAGUUCCACUCGGUGUCUUCUUCGCCUCGGUUUCCCCUCGUUUACUACCCAGAUAUUAUUCCAUUUCAUCAUCUCCAAAGUUUUCUCCCACACGAAUUCAUGUAACUUGCUCUUUGGUUUAUGGCCCGAGUCUGACCGGCCGCAUUUUCAAAGGAGUUUGUUCGACAUGGAUGAAGAAUGCACGAUCAGCUGAAGAAGCCGGUGAUGAGUGUAGUUGGGCACCCAUAUUUGUUCGUCAGUCGAAUUUUAAGCUUCCUGCAAAUUCAACUACACCUAUUGUAAUGAUAGGACCUGGCACAGGAUUGGCGCCAUUCAGAGGAUUUCUGCAGGAAAGAGCUGCUCUGCAAGCUUCUGGAGAAACUCUUGGGCCGGCGGUUCUCUUCUUUGGUUGUCGGAAUCGCAAGCAGGACUUCAUAUACGAGGAGGAGCUGAAGGAGUAUGUCAAGAAAGAAACCUUGAGCAGCUUGUACGUUGCAUUUUCCCGAGAAGGCUCCACCAAGGAAUACGUUCAGAACAAGAUGAUGGAGAAGGCUGUGGAUAUGUGGAAGCUCAUUUCAGAUGGAGCUUAUUUAUACGUUUGCGGUGAUGCUAAAGGCAUGGCUCGGGAUGUUCAUCGGACUUUGCACACGAUUGUGAAACAAGAGGGAAAUGUUUCGGAGCCGGAAGCUUUUGUAAAGCAACUUCAGAACGAUGGUCGAUAUUUGAGAGACGUGUGGUGACUCCAGACAGUGCCAAAUGGACCUUUGGAGCGCUUGUAAAGAGCGGGAUAUCAAUCAGUCGGUCAGUCGGUCAGUCAGAGGCAAGACUAGAUUUUUGUAGAUCAGCGUAACCAUUUAUUCCAGAAGAUUUUCGAAGAAAUCCUCUGAUUCUGUGAUACAUAAAAUUCAGCAUUCGAUUGGUUCUCAGCCCA
Messenger RNA from Selaginella moellendorffii, 2440 nucleotides. Its product is annotated as NADPH--cytochrome P450 reductase. NCBI's taxonomy places the organism in Eukaryota, Viridiplantae, Streptophyta, Lycopodiopsida, Selaginellales, Selaginellaceae. Gene Ontology annotation, cellular component: cytosol. Gene Ontology annotation, molecular function: NADPH-hemoprotein reductase activity; FMN binding; flavin adenine dinucleotide binding. The record is from RefSeq and is a predicted model, not a curated record.